CAUCAACAAGGAUUCUGGAUAUCUGCUUUUUCCUUCAAUCAGUAACAUACACUACGACACGACGGCGAUGCCCUUACUUGCGUUCUUUGACUGAUCCUGUUAAAAACAUUUUACCACCUUUUUCAUGCAGAUAAAUUAUUCAUACUACAUUUUCUUUGCUGAUGAUAGAUCCACCAAGAUGAAUGAGAGAGGGUGUUGUGAUGGAGCGCGAAGUUGGUGUGAUCGCAAGAGGAUGAGAACUUGGGGGACACUCGUGGGCGAUUGAGCGUAUGUUCCUGCAUAGAUCCGGAUCCCAGAGCGAUAUAAGUAGGAUCCUUGGCGUGUGCGCUUCAUCUUAUCGGUCCAGUGACCCGCUUAGAUUGUAGCACAUACCUCUUCAUCAACAACGACAAUGCCAGCCCCAGCGAGCUUCAGCAACUAUAUCGACACGCACGCAGAGGCGUUCAUCAAACGUCUAGGCGAGUCUGUUGCUAUUAAGAGUAUCAGCAGCGAUGCCCGUCGACGCCAGGACGUCAUCACGAUGGGCAACUGGCUGAACAGUCAGUUGAACGAGCUUGGUGUUGAGACCAAGCUCAUGGACCUAGGCACGCAUGAGAUGCAGGGAGCAGACGCUGCAACUCCCACCAGCUAUCAUCGGGCGUCUGGGGAGCGAUCCGACGAAGAAGACGGUGCUGGUGUAUGGACACUACGACGUACAGCCUGUGAGUCUUUCAUAGCUGUAUUCGGGAUUACGGUACUGAGUCUCGGGAACCAGGCGCUGAAGACAGACGGAUGGAAGACGGAUCCGUUUACGCUUGUGGUGGAGGAAGAUUCGGGUCGCUUGAUUGGCCGUGGCUCGACGGAUGACAAGGGCCCGAUCAUGGGCUGGUUGAAUGUUAUCGAGGCGCACAAGAACCUUGGGAUUGCGAUGCCUGUGAAUAUGCGAUUUUGCUUUGAAGGUAUGGAGGAGAAUGGCAGUGAGGGGCUGGAUGAGUGCAUCCAGGAGGAGGUGAAGAAGGGUAAGGAGGGGUGGUUCGAUGGGGUUGAUUGCGUGUGCAUCAGUGACAAUUACUGGUUGAACACUCGAACGCCGGCGUUGACGUAUGGGCUGCGUGGUAUUGCGUACUUCAGCAUCAAUAUUACUGGGCCUGGUCAGGACCUCCACUCAGGUUUAUUCGGGAGGACGGUGCACGAGCCCAUGACGGAUUUGAUCAAGCUCAUGGGCAAGCUUGUGGAUCAUAACGGCGCCAUUCUGAUUCCUGGCAUUGACGACAUGAUCCCACCCCAUGACGAGGAGGAGUUGAAGCUGUACCAGAAGAUGGACUACACGAUAGAUGAUAUUGAAGAAGCUGCUGGUGGAAAGGUAGCAUUGUCAUCAGACAAGGCUACCGUGCUGAUGGGUCGGAUGCGCCAAGCCAUCCCUUUCCCUGCACGGGAUUCAGGGUGCAUUCUCAGAGACGUGAAGCACUGGAACUUUGAAGCCGCAAAGAAGGCUAUCGAGGCUGUGUAUAAGAAAACACCCGACUAUACGCGUGAGGGAGGCUCAAUCCCCGUAACGCUUACGUUUGCAGAGAGCCUGGGCGUAAACGUAUUGUUGCUGCCCAUGGGCAGAGCAGAUGACGGAGCUCACUCAACCAACGAGAAGCUCGAUCGGUCGAAUUUCAUUGAAGGGACAAAGGUCCUGGGUACCUACUUAUACGAGGUUGGCGCUGCCGCAUGA
This is a messenger RNA of Suillus paluster, 1699 nucleotides long. RefSeq lists its product as uncharacterized. The record is from RefSeq and is a predicted model, not a curated record. Bases 392 to 1699 code for a protein of 435 amino acids. Gene Ontology annotation, molecular function: peptidase activity. Gene Ontology annotation, biological process: proteolysis. Lineage: Eukaryota; Fungi; Basidiomycota; Agaricomycetes; Boletales; Suillaceae. The transcript has 9 exons.